CUUCAGUUCCUGCCGAACCUUCCAAUGGUUUGGAACAACUUUUAGUUUUUCGGAAAAUAUUUUUUUAAUUUUUUUUUUGUGAAUUUAAAUUUAAAUUAAAAAAAAAUCAAAAUGUCGUUACUUGCCGAAGGAAAAAUUUUCAUCGCGCCUUUGAUAAUUCCUUUCACUUUUAUCGCAUUGGCGCUUUAUGCGAUCCAUAUUUGGCAAAGUGGAACACGAAAGUACAAAACUGCAUUAAAAGUGCCGGGUCCUGCGCCGAUCCCGUUAUUGGGCAACAUUCAUUUGGUUAUGUCGCUAAGCAAAAAUAAAGCUUUCGAGAAAGCGAUUGAAAUUUCGCGGAAUUAUAGUGGCGCUGUUCGAGCAUUUGUUGGAUACAAACCCAUUGUUUUCCUCACGCAUCCCGAUGACGCGGAAAUUAUUCUCAACAGCACCGUUCAUUUGCAGAAAUCUGAAGAGUACAAAUACUUCCAACCGUGGCUCGGCAAUGGAUUGCUCAUCAGUCACGGAGAUACGUGGAAAAAUCAUCGGAAAUUAAUUGCGCCCGCUUUUCACAUGAACGUUCUCAAAACCUUCGUGGGGCUCUUCUACAAGAACAGUUUGGCUGUUGUCGAGAAAAUGCGCGAAGAAGUUGGCAUGAAUAAUGAAUUCGAUUGUCAUGACUACAUGUCGGAAGUGACGGUAGACAUUUUGUUGCAAACCGCCAUGGGGUCAACCAAACGCGAAAAAAGUGGAUUUGAAUAUGCAAUGGCUGUGAUGAAAAUGUGUGACAUUUUGCAUCUUCGCCAUUAUAAGAUUUGGUAUCGAUUCGACACGAUUUUCAAUCUUUUUGGAUGGCAAAAGGAGCAAAAUCGACUUUUGAAUAUUAUUCAUGGAUUAACCGGAAGCGUACUUAAAGAAAGACGUUCAAAGUUCAACCAAAACUUAUCUGAAGGAAAACUUCCAUCUCCGUCUCUUUCUGAAAUCAUUGCUAACGACAACGCCUUGCAAAAAGAUGAAAAGAAGACACCUGCGAAGAAAACCGCUGGAUUACGUGACGAUUUAGACGACUUAGAUGAGAACGAUGUCGGUGAAAAGCGUCGUUUAGCUUUCCUUGACUUGAUGUUGGAAACGGCUCAUUACACGAAUCAAAUUUCCGACGAAGAAAUCAAAAAUCAAGUCGACACUAUAAUGUUUGAGGGACAUGACACCACAGCAGCUGGCUCAAGUUUCGUUCUUUGCAUGCUCGGCAUCCACAAAGAAGUCCAAGCGAAAUGCUACGAAGAAAUCAAGCGUAUUUUCGGUGACUCCAAUCGCCCAGCAACCUUCGCCGACACGCUCGAGAUGAAAUAUUUGGAACGCGUGAUCUUCGAGACGCUUCGUAUGUACCCUCCAGUGCCCGUCAUCGCUCGCAAAGUCAACCAAGACGUCAAAUUGGCAACAAUUGACGCUACAAUUCCCGCUGGAGCGACAGUUGUCAUCGCUACAUACAAAAUCCAUCGUCGUCCUGAUAUUUAUCAGAAUCCAGACAAGUUCAAUCCGGACAAUUUCUUGCCCGAAAAUACGCAGAACAGGCAUUAUUAUGGAUAUAUUCCGUUUGCUGCUGGACCUCGUAGUUGUGUUGGUCGCAAAUACGCGAUGCUCAAGUUAAAAGUUUUGCUCUCAACGAUUUUGAGAAAUUACAAAAUCAAUUCCAACGUGCAGGAGAAAGACUUUAAACUAACAGCUGACAUUAUCCUGAAGAGAGACGAUGGAUUCAGAGUUAUGCUUGAGCCGAGAGGUCGUGCAUAAAAUAUUUCUUUAACCUUUCGUUUAAAAUUGUAGUCGUUUCGUAGUGUAUCGUAGUCGAAAAAGUAGUGUUUAUACAGAAAAAAAGGCAAAAAAAAUGAAUAAAAUUAUUAAAACUGG
Culicoides brevitarsis is the source of this 1884-nucleotide messenger RNA. RefSeq names its product cytochrome P450 4g15-like. NCBI's taxonomy places the organism in Eukaryota, Metazoa, Arthropoda, Insecta, Diptera, Ceratopogonidae. Gene Ontology annotation, molecular function: oxidoreductase activity, acting on paired donors, with incorporation or reduction of molecular oxygen; iron ion binding; monooxygenase activity. Bases 112 to 1767 code for a protein of 551 amino acids. The record is from RefSeq and is a predicted model, not a curated record. The transcript has 6 exons.